This is a messenger RNA of Lachancea dasiensis, 1533 nucleotides long. The record is from the annotation of a GenBank genome assembly. NCBI's taxonomy places the organism in Eukaryota, Fungi, Ascomycota, Saccharomycetes, Saccharomycetales, Saccharomycetaceae.
AUGUGUGGUGUGUUAGGAAUAGCUUUAGCAGACCAGUCCAGUGCAGUGGCUCCGGAGCUUCUCGAUGGCUGUCUGUUCCUGCAACACAGAGGCCAGGAUGCAGCUGGUAUUGCAACGUGUGGCCAAAGAGGAAGACUUUACCAGUGCAAGGGCAACGGGCUGGCCCGUGACGUUUUCACGCAACAGAGAAUGGCAGGUUUGGUAGGGUCUAUGGGUAUCGCUCAUUUGAGAUACCCAACCGCAGGUUCGAGCGCCAAUUCGGAGGCGCAACCUUUCUAUGUGAACAGCCCUUAUGGUAUUCUGUUAGGACACAACGGUAACCUGGUUAACACUCUUUCGCUCAGACGUUACAUGGAUGAAGAUGUUCACAGACAUAUCAAUACCGAUAGUGACUCAGAAUUGUUGUUGAACAUAUUUGCGGCCGAGCUUGAGAAACACAACAAGUACCGUGUAAACAAUGAUGAUAUUUUUCACGCGUUGGAAGGAGUGUACCGACUCUGCCGUGGUGGCUACGCCUGCGUCGGGAUGCUAGCCGGAUACGGGAUGAUCGGGUUUAGAGACCCUAACGGUAUCAGACCUUUGUUGUUUGGUGAAAGACUGAGGCCAGAUGGUACCAAGGAUUACAUGCUUGCCUCAGAAAGCGUUGUUUUGAAGGCCCACAAUUUCACCAAGUUCCGCGACUUGGCCCCUGGUGAGGCUGUGAUUGUUCCCAAAGACUGCGGUACAAACCUUCCAGAGUUCAAACAAGUUGUGCCUGUGAACUCAUUCAGACCUGAUCUGUUUGAAUACGUAUACUUCGCGAGGCCUGACAGUGUUUUGGAUGGUAUUUCUGUUUAUCAUACCAGACUACAGAUGGGUGUCAAGCUAGCAGAAAGCGUCUCGAAGGUACUUGGCCCCGGUGACAUAGACGUCGUAAUUCCGGUGCCGGACACUUCUCGUACGUGUGCGCUAGAAUGUGCAAACCGCCUGAGUCUUCCAUACCGUGAAGGGUUUGUCAAAAACAGAUACGUUGGAAGAACGUUCAUCAUGCCUAAUCAAAAAGAACGUGUUUCCUCUGUGAGAAGAAAGUUGAACGCUAUGGAUUCUGAGUUCAAAGGAAAGAAAGUUUUGGUGGUGGACGAUUCAAUUGUAAGAGGUACGACGUCCAAGGAAAUCAUAAGCAUGGCCAAGGAGGCCGGCGCAGAAAAGGUGUAUUUUGCUUCUGCCGCUCCUGCUAUUCGAUACAAUCAUAUUUACGGUAUCGACCUAGCUGAUACCAAGCAGCUGAUCGCAUACGACAAAACGACGGAACAAGUGAGUGAGAACUUGGGCUGCGAUUUAGUUUUUUAUCAGUCCCUAGAAGACCUCAUCGACUGCUGUAAGACUGACAAGAUCACUAAGUUUGAGGUCGGUGUAUUCACCGGGAAUUACGUUACGGGAGUUGAGGACGGAUAUCUCCAGGAGCUCGACAGAGUGCGCGCGUUGAAUGCUUCAAAAAAAUGCGAAGCCAAGGCCGAAUCAGACAUCGGUCUUUACAACAGCGCGGACUUUUGA